GAUACUCGCAGGCACUUCCGCCCAGGAAGACGACGUAGCAGCCAUCUUUUCCCUGGCUUUGGUGAUUCAGCCCUGACUUCUCAAAAAGCACUGCACAGAGGAGAAGGCAGCAGAACCCCAUGAGCUGUUUUGGGAGAGGGACUGAGUACAGUGCAACACUACUCAAACUGUGGUCCACAAAGCAGCAACAUUGGCAUCACCCAGAGUUUCACUUUUGUUGCCCAGGCUGGAGUGCAAUGGCGUGAUCUCGGCUCACUGCAACCUCCAUCUCCCAGGUUCAAACGAUUCUCCUGCCUCAACCUCCCGAACAGCUGAGAUUACAGGCACCUGCCACCACACCCGGCUAAUUUUUUUGUAUUUUUAGUAGUGAUGGGGUUCCACCAUGUUUGCCAGGCUGGUCUCGAACUCCUGACCUCAGGUGAUCCACCCACCUCAGCCUCCCAAAGUGUUGGGAUUAUGGGCAUGAGCCACCAUGCCCAGCCAACUUUUUUUUAAAAUAUAAUUUCAAACUUGUAGAAAAGCUGCAAAAAUAAUAGUGUAGGGAAAUCUCGUAUGCUCUUCACCCAGAUUCACCAGUUAUGUUUGUUUGUUUGCUAUGUUGUUAUGUUUUCCCUGUUUGCUCUGUUGAUGACCAUCAGCCAUCACCAGGAACAUACCUGUAACCAACAACCAUUAAGUUUGUUUUAGCUUGCUGCAUCCAAGGAGCACACACAUGCAUGGGGUGUCUUGGUAAGAGGCAAUUAGGAGGACCCUGGUUAUAGGGUUUUGGUUUAUGUUAGCUGAGUUGGGGAGAGUUUUAGGCAGUGGGUUUGUUCUGGAUUGGAUGCUGUGAAGAAGCAGUAGUAAUUUGAUCAGACUGUUGUAAUUUUUAUGUUGGAGGUGGGGAAAUAACGAGAUUGGAGUUGUCACUGAUAACAAAGUGGUCAUGUUAGAUGGAAGAGGCAAUUAUUUGGCUAUUUUUGUCAAUGUAGAAAUGUAUUUCUCUCUGUGUUACAAGCUGUUUUGUUUUUUUCUUUUUCACCAUGAUCACUGAGUAGACCUGUGUCAUUCUUGUUUAUAAAUUGAAAACACCAGGUUCUGGUUGUUGCUGCUGUUAGUUGUCAAAGCAGUUUUUUUUGUCUUUUUGCUUUCACAACUUUGUCAUACUUAUAUUUUGUUUUUGUCUUUUUGCUGAAGCAUUUGAGAGCAAGCUAGAGAUAGUGAUCAAAAUGAAAUUAGUUACAUUGAUAACUUACUGUUAUCUAACCCACAGUUUGUAUUUAAACUUAUUCCAUUUUCCCAUUAAAGACUUUGAAAGUAAUUUCUUCCCCCAGGUGAGUUUCCGGUCUAAUUGUAUGCAUUGCACUUAGUUUUGGUUUCAUUAGUCACCUUUAGUCUAGAAUGAUUCCUCAGACUUUAUUUCUUAUUUGCUCUUGAUAUCUUUGUAGAGUAUUGAGAAAUUAUUUGUAAAAUGUUCUUAUUUUUUUGUUUCCUUAAUAUUUAUUCAUGAUUAAAUUCAGGCUAUGCAUUGUCAGCAGAGAUGCCAUAAAAGUAGUGAGGCAUCCUUCUCAGUGCAUCAUAGGAGUCAAAUGUUGGUUUGUGGGUUUGUCCCACUAGUGAUCUCAACUUUGUUUUUUUGGAUAAAAUGUCUGCCAGGUUACCUUUUUCCUUUUGCACUUAAUACUUUGAGACUAUGUAGCCAUCUUAUUCCUCACCAAACUUUCACCAGUUUUUAGCAGCUAUUGAUGAUGUUCUAGUUAUCUUUCAUUCUACCUUUAUUAGUUUAUGUGUUCUAUAGGAGCUUUCUUUUGUCACCCAUUUAUUUAUUACACAUUCUUUUGUUUAUAACAGUACAGACUCAGGUUCCUCCAUUUUCCUUUUUUUUUUUUUUUUUUUUUUGAGACAGAGUCUCACUCUGUCGUCCAGGCCGGAGUGCAGUGGGGCAGUCUCAGCUGACUGCAACCUCCACCUCCUGGGUUCAAACAAUUCUUGUGCCUCAGCUUCCCAAGUAGCUGGGAUUACAGGUGCCUGCCACUAUGUCCAGCAAAUUUUUGUCUUUUUAGUAAAGACAGGGUUUCAUCUUGUUGGCCAGGCUUGUCUUCAACUCCUGACUGUAAGUAAUCUGCUUGUCUCAGUUUCCCAAAGUGCUAGUAGGAUUACAGGCAUGAGCCACUGUGCCUGGCCAGGUUCCUGCCUUUUUAAUUUAAGUUAGGUAUGGAUUAUCAAACGGUGUUUUUUAAUUGCAGUAUCUUAGGUUUUAUUAGUUCAGUGUUAGCAAAUUAUUGGAAAGACGACGAGAUGUUUUUCAGAAGCUAUAAGAUACUUUCACGUGACAUAGCAACAACCUGUGAACUCCAACUAUCUUAUAAUAUUCUGUUGGUGGAAAUUAUAUUUUUAAGGAUAAUUUCAAACCGUAGACUAUCUUCUACUUAUUGCAGUUGCAAAUAAAUAAGAUACCUGACUGUGUUGUAAGAGCUUUCUACCUUCCAGCAAUCCGAUGAGGUUGGUACUGUUAUUCUUUACCACUUGCAGAUGACAGAAGUAAGGUAAAGAGAUGUUAAUAGUUUCCCCAAGGUGACACUUUUAGUGUCAGGAUUUUAACCCGUGCAUAUCAGUUCCAGGCCUACUGGACUUAUAUUGUCUCAAUUUAUGCCAUACUCAGAAUAAGAAUUACUGGUGUGCAAUUACAGGCACAUGGGCAGUGAGGCCACUGUGUGGUUAGCCUGGUUCUGAACUACUGCUGAAAGGGGUAGAUGGAUAUCUGGGAUCCAUGUCAUAAUCUGCUUAAAAGCCACAUAAAGCUUCAGCCAUCCCAAGAAGCACACACCUUUGCUAAUUCCUAAAGAGCAGCCACGUGGAUUAGUAACCGACUUACCCAGUUUUGAUUUAUUUUUCUCUUCUUUCCUAGUUCAGCUUCUUAGGACUCUGCACUUCCCCAGAAGGAAGAAUUAAAAAUGAAUAUGUUCAAGGAAGCAGUGACCUUCAAGGACGUGGCUGUGGCCUUCACGGAGGAGGAGUUGGGGCUGCUGGGCCCUGCCCAGAGGAAGCUGUACCGAGAUGUGAUGGUGGAGAACUUUAGGAACCUGCUGUCAGUGGGGCAUCAACCCUUCAAACAAGAUGUAUCACCUAUAGAAAGAAAUGAGCAGCUUUGGAUAGUGACGACAGCAACCCGAAGACAGGGAAAUUUAGGAGAGAAAAAUCAAAGUAAGUUAAUUACUGUUCAAGACAGAGAAUCAGAAGAAGAGCUUUCUUGCUGGCAAAUCUGGCAACAAAUUGCAAAUGACUUAACCAGGUGUCAAGACUCCAUGAUCAAUAAUUAUCAGUUUCACAAACAAGGUGAUUUCCCUUGCCAGGUAGGGACAGAACUGUCUAUUCAAAUUUCUGAAGAUGAGAACUAUUUAGUAAAUAAAGCAGAUGGUCCCAUUAAUACUGGGAAUCCAGAGUUUCCUAUCUUGAGAACCCAGGAUUCUUGGAGGAAAACAUUCCUGACUGAGUCACAGAGAUUGAACAGAGAUCAGCAGAUUUCCAUAAAAAAUAAAUUAUGUCAAUGUAAGAAGGGUGUUAAUCCCAUUGGUUGGAUUUCACAUCAUGAUGGUCAUAGAGUACACAAAAGUGAAAAAUUUUAUAGACCCAAUGAUUACAAAAAAGACAACAUGAAGAUUUUGACAUUUGAUCAGAAUAGCAUGAUUCACACAGGACAGAAAUCUUACCAGUGUAAUGAGUGUAAAAAACCCUUCGGUGAUCUCUCCAGCUUUGAUCUUCAUCAGCAGUUACAAUCAGGAGAGAAGUCUCUUACAUGUGUUGAGCGUGGAAAAGGCUUCUGUUACAGCUCAGUUCUUCCUGUUCAUCAGAAAGUAAAUGUGGGAGAAAAACUUAAGUGUGAUAAGGAAUUCAGUCAGGGCGCUCAUCUACAGACCCAUCAGAAAGUCCACGUGAUAGAGAAACCAUACAAAUGUAAGCAAUGUGGGAAAGGUUUCAGUCGUAGAUCAGCACUUAAUGUUCAUUGUAAGGUCCACACGGGAGAGAAACCUUAUAAUUGUGAGGAGUGUGGGAGGGCCUUCAGUCAGGCCUCUCAUCUUCAGGACCAUCAGAGACUCCACACCGGGGAGAAGCCAUUCAAAUGUGAUGCAUGUGGUAAGAGCUUCAGUCGGAAUUCACAUCUUCAAUCCCAUCAAAGAGUUCAUACAGGAGAGAAACCAUACAAAUGUGAGGAGUGUGGUAAGGGCUUCAUUUGUAGCUCAAAUCUUUACAUUCAUCAGAGAGUCCACACAGGAGAAAAACCCUAUAAAUGUGAGGAAUGUGGUAAAGGCUUUAGUCGGCCUUCAAGUCUUCAGGCCCAUCAGGGAGUCCACACUGGAGAGAAGUCAUACAUAUGUACUGUAUGUGGGAAAGGCUUUACUCUGAGUUCAAAUCUUCAAGCCCAUCAGAGAGUGCACACUGGAGAGAAGCCAUACAAAUGCAAUGAGUGUGGGAAGAGCUUCAGGAGGAAUUCCCAUUAUCAAGUUCAUCUAGUGGUCCACACAGGAGAGAAACCCUAUAAAUGUGAGAUAUGUGGGAAGGGCUUCAGUCAAAGUUCGUAUCUUCAAAUCCAUCAGAAGGCCCACAGUAUAGAGAAACCUUUUAAGUGUGAGGAGUGUGGGCAGGGUUUCAAUCAGAGCUCACGACUUCAGAUUCACCAGCUGAUCCAUACGGGUGAGAAACCAUACAAAUGUGAAGAGUGUGGCAAGGGAUUUAGUCGUAGAGCAGAUCUUAAAAUUCACUGUAGAAUCCACACAGGAGAGAAACCAUAUAAUUGUGAGGAGUGUGGGAAGGUCUUCAGGCAGGCCUCAAAUCUUUUGGCCCAUCAGAGAGUCCACAGUGGAGAAAAACCAUUCAAAUGUGAAGAAUGUGGGAAGAGUUUCGGUCGGAGUGCACAUCUUCAAGCCCAUCAAAAAGUCCACACUGGAGAUAAGCCAUACAAAUGUGAUGAGUGUGGGAAGGGCUUCAAGUGGAGCUUGAAUCUUGACAUGCAUCAGAGGGUGCACACAGGAGAAAAACCGUAUAAAUGUGGGGAGUGUGAUAAGUACUUCAGUCAGGCCUCAAGUCUUCAACUUCAUCAGAGUGUCCACACAGGAGAGAAACCAUACAAAUGUGAUGUGUGUGGUAAAGUCUUCAGUCGGUCUUCACAACUACAAUCUCAUCAGCGAGUUCACACUGGGGAGAAACCUUAUAAAUGUGAGAUAUGUGGUAAGAGCUUCAGUUGGCGAUCAAAUCUUACAAUUCAUCACAGAAUCCAUGUUGGCGAUAAAUCCUAUAAAAAUAAUAGGGGUGGUAAGAACAUCAGAGAAUCCACACAGGAAAAAAAAUCUAUAAAAUGAUUCUUUGUGAA
Molecule: messenger RNA, 5347 nt
Organism: Pongo pygmaeus (Bornean orangutan)
Lineage: Eukaryota; Metazoa; Chordata; Mammalia; Primates; Hominidae
Gene: ZNF226
Product: zinc finger protein 226
Exons: 7
Coding region: 2934-5336 (800 amino acids)
Biological process (GO): regulation of transcription by RNA polymerase II
Cellular component (GO): nucleus
Molecular function (GO): DNA-binding transcription factor activity, RNA polymerase II-specific; RNA polymerase II transcription regulatory region sequence-specific DNA binding
Source: RefSeq, a predicted model, not a curated record